Brachypodium distachyon (stiff brome) is the source of this 1718-nucleotide messenger RNA. Its product is annotated as auxin-responsive protein IAA18. The coding region runs from base 252 to 1277 and encodes 341 amino acids. The record is from RefSeq and is a predicted model, not a curated record. NCBI's taxonomy places the organism in Eukaryota, Viridiplantae, Streptophyta, Magnoliopsida, Poales, Poaceae. Gene Ontology annotation, cellular component: nucleus. Gene Ontology annotation, biological process: regulation of DNA-templated transcription. Gene Ontology annotation, molecular function: protein binding. The transcript is spliced from 8 exons.
CGGUAGAAAAGCCAAAGCGCAAUGUCCCCAACGGCUGGCCGCGCGCUCACUUGCCCUUCUCGUUGAGCCAUUCCUCUUGCAGAGUAGUUCUUGAGAGUUGAGAGCCCAGGCCUUGGAGCUGUUUGGUCCUCGUAUCCGGCCGACCAACUUGGAAGUGUUAGGAUUUGUCGCCGGGUAGGAGAAGUUGCAGGGUCCAUCUUGCUACCCUGAAAUGGCUUUUUGACAUGAGUUGAUUUGACGAAUCAAGUCCAAUGGGAGAACGCUCCAAGGAGAGAGGCCUUCCUCCCCAGCUGCUAAUCCUCAUCCCAGACGAGAGAGAAUGGAAGGUGGAGGAAGCAGGAGGAGGAUCAAGAGGCAUAAGCUUCGGCGCCGAAGAGGACAAUAAGCUGGAACUUAAGCUUGGCCUUCCUGGCGUCCAGCAAGAUCAGGGAGCAGCUGGUUCAAGGGAGCAGAAGAUACAUCAGCAACUGCAAGCAGAGAGCUGCUCGGAGCUCUCUCUCGGCUGCUUCCCUGCGCAUUCCAAGCUCCCCAACACUGGGGCGAAGAGAGGGUUCUUUGACACCGUUGUGGCCAAACCAGAAGGUUGUAGCCUGCAGGACACGGAAGGGUGUGGCAAUGAGUGGGUUGAGUUGAGAUUAGGAGGUGAAAAUAUGUCAGGUGAGAGGAAGAAAGGAUGCUGUCCCCCACCAUCAUCAUCACAUGGCUCAGCAGCUGCAGCUGCACCUGUGCACAACAGCAGCAGCAGCAGCAGCAGCCCCCAGGGGAGAGCUGCUGUUCUUCCGGCAGUCGGUUGGCCUCCAGUCCGAUCCUUUAGGAGAAACCUUGCACAUGGGAGUUCAUCUAAGCAAUCCCCUGAGCGACAAAACAAUGAAGAUGACGGCAAGGCGAAGCUAAUCUGCAAGAAGAGUCCGCUUGUCAAAAUAAACAUGGAUGGGAUCCCUAUUGGGAGGAAAGUAGACCUCCUCGCAUACGACAGCUAUCAGAAGCUGUCAUCUGCCAUCAAAGAAUUGUUCCAUGGCUUUCUUGAAGCUCAGAAGGAUCUGUCUUGUGCUGAAAGUGGAGAGCAGGGAGCAGAAGUGAAAUUGUUUUCAGGGUUGCUUGAUGGAACCGGUGAAUACACCUUAGUGUACGAAGACAAUGAAGGAAACAGGAUGCUAAUCAGGGACAUACCAUGGAGCGCGUUUGUUUCAACUGCUAAGAGACUGAGGGUUAUGAGGAGGUCAGAGCUUCCUCGUGGCCUGAUUGGAGCUGUCUCUGGGAGAGUAGCAGAUUGCUGAAUGAGGAUUCAUGCAUUUCCCUGAUGCAAACGGCAGUUCAUCACAUUUUUGGAGAUCAACCGUCUUUAGUGUGUAGAGAUAUCAAUGCAUCGAGACGCACAGCUUUUUGCGCUUUCUUGGGGAAAAAAAUCUUGGAGAGAGAUGAAUCUAAUAAGGAAAAAAAAUCAUCAUGCAGCUGCAGUGGACACUGCAUAUUUUGCAAAAUACCCUACUCUGUCUCGAAAGUAGUGUUGAUAAGUGCAACUCUAUAUGUUUUAGGUUUAUUAAAGGUGUUGAAAGUGUAUUCAGCGUGAUGUGAUACAAUUAUCUCCUUAGCUGCACUCAUGUGCAGGAUGCAGACCUAAUGAUAAGAUCCCCAAUGGUGCCUGACUUGUCGAGUUCUUAGCCGCUGUGAACGCAUGGGCAAGUGAACAACUAUAUACAAUGCUGGUUGCCCGUCAA